Messenger RNA from Carassius gibelio (silver crucian carp), 8202 nucleotides. It is a transcript of the gene kcna4, whose product is annotated as potassium voltage-gated channel, shaker-related subfamily, member 4. Gene Ontology annotation, biological process: protein homooligomerization; potassium ion transmembrane transport. Gene Ontology annotation, molecular function: delayed rectifier potassium channel activity; protein binding; potassium ion binding. The transcript is spliced from 2 exons. Lineage: Eukaryota; Metazoa; Chordata; Actinopteri; Cypriniformes; Cyprinidae. The record is from RefSeq and is a predicted model, not a curated record. Bases 244 to 2244 code for a protein of 666 amino acids. Gene Ontology annotation, cellular component: voltage-gated potassium channel complex; membrane.
ACACCUUUUUUUCUCAUUAUGAUGACGAUUAUGAUGAUGAUGUCACCAGAAGCACGUCGCUUCGCCACAGUUGUAAAGUCCAAUCACAAUAAGUAAAAGUGCACUGAAAGAGCUUAAAGCACUUCCGAAGGCAGCGGACCUGCAGUGCCAGUGAACUGCAUUUAUGAACUUGAGGCCGUCUUUAGCUCAAGCUCGUUCUUCAGCCCGUUGACCAUCAUUCUGAACGCUUUAUAGUUUGAGAAGAUGGAGUUUGCUAUGGUCGGCGCGGACAGCGGGGGCUGCAACACCCACCUGCCCUAUGGAUAUGCCCAGGCACGCGUCAGGGAGAGAGAGCGCGAGCGGGAGCGGCAGUCUCGCGCAGCGGCGGUAGCCGAAGCCGGAACGGUCGGAGAGGGAGGUGGGUCCAGCGGCCAUCCCCACAACCAUCCGCAUCAGAGUCGCACCGCCUCUUCAACGAAUACCAACAACAGUAGCGCCGGGACCGCCUCGCGCCCCUCCUCCUCCUCCUCCUCCUCCCAACAGUCGCAACAGCAACAGCAGCAGCAGCAACACCACGAGCCGCUACAGCAACUUCUCCGAGAGCGAAAAAAGCAACGAAGCGUCGCGCGCUGGAGACGGAACCGCGCGGCACUCGGCGGGGAUCUACGCCAGUCAGAGUUGGCGCUCCUAGGAUCCGAGGAGGACAUCAUGAUCGAGGAGGAGGAGGCGGAGGGCGAGGAGGAAGAGGAGGACAGGGGAAGCAAGAGAUCGACUUUUGUCUAUAACAUGGAUUAUGAAGAGGAGACGGUUUCGUUAACAGACAGGCGUCCUCAGUCCGGCUACGAAAAUGUUUACAACGAAUAUGGCUGCUGCGAGAGAGUUGUCAUCAACGUGUCAGGCUUGAAGUUUGAGACCCAGCUGAAGACACUCGCGCAGUUCCCAGACACGCUCCUGGGCGACCCUGAGAAGCGAAUCAGGUACUUCGACCCUCUGCGUAACGAAUACUUCUUCGACAGGAAUCGACCGAGCUUUGAUGCCAUUCUGUACUUCUAUCAGUCCGGGGGGCGCUUGAAGAGACCCGUCAACGUGCCAUUUGACAUCUUUUCCGAGGAGGUCAAGUUCUAUGAACUCGGGGAAGAGGCGAUGCUCAAGUUUCGCGAGGAUGAGGGCUUCGUGAAGGAGGAGGAGAAGCCGCUGCCCGAGGACGAGUUCAAACGCCAGAUCUGGCUGCUCUUCGAGUAUCCGGAGAGUUCAAGUCCAGCCAGAGGGAUCGCGGUCGUGUCAGUGCUGGUCAUCGUCAUAUCCAUCGUCAUCUUUUGUUUGGAGACAUUGCCAGAAUUCAGGGACGACAAAGAAUUCCUCAGCCCAGGUAAAAACUCCACGCAGGCGGACAAUGGAUUUACGCCGUUCAACGACCCAUUUUUCAUCGUUGAGACGGUGUGCAUCAUUUGGUUCUCGUUUGAGAUCAUUGUGCGCUUCUUCGCGAGCCCCAGUAAAACAGCUUUCUUUAAAAACGCGAUGAACUCCAUAGAUAUCGUCUCUAUUUUGCCUUACUUCAUAACUCUCGGCACAGACCUCGCACAGCAGCAAGGCAACGGGCAACAUGCAAUGAGUUUCGCGAUCCUGAGGAUAAUACGACUCGUCCGCGUGUUCAGGAUCUUCAAACUGUCUCGGCACUCGAAAGGUCUCCAGAUCCUGGGGCACACUUUGCGCGCGAGCAUGCGAGAGCUGGCGCUGCUCAUCUUCUUCCUCGUCAUCGGCGUCAUCCUGUUCUCCAGCGCGGUGUACUUCGCGGAGGCGGACGAGCCCUCGUCUCAGUUCACCAGCAUCCCAGACGCGUUCUGGUGGGCUGUAGUGACCAUGACCACGGUGGGCUACGGGGACAUGAAGCCCAUCACGGUCGGGGGCAAAAUCGUGGGCUCGUUGUGCGCCAUCGCUGGUGUCCUGACCAUUGCGCUUCCAGUCCCUGUCAUCGUGUCCAACUUUAACUAUUUCUACCACCGGGAGACUGAUAACGAGGACCAGGCGCCCGUUGUGGAACAGCCCCCGCCGGGCUGCCCGUACUUUCCGGAUUUCCUGAGAAAAUUCAAAGGUUCCCCAUCGGGGUCGUCUUUGGGUGACAAGGCGGCAGAGUACAUGGAGAUGGAGGAAGGAGUGACAGAAUCUCUGUGUGGGGCAGACACGCAAAGCCCGAGUAGAGGGAACGGUACUGACUUAGGCGGAAAAAACAGUUCACAAUCACGAACCCUACAGACAGAUGUAUGAUUAUGGACGAACGAUAACCGCCUCGGGAGGUUUUCAUAAAGAUGACUGCACAAAUGAAUCAGUUAACAGCACACAUGCACAACUUGAAUACAUAUAGGCUAUCCAGUACGCACGUGCGCAACACAAGGAGACGCUCUCUCUCUCUCUCUCUCUCUCUCUCUCACACACACACACACACACACAUAUACAUGCAUACACGCACUCAUCAAGUUCUGGACCUGAGCUGAAACAUUUUUGCAAUGUGGCUACUUUUGUAGUGAAACAUACCCUGUAAUCACGUGACAGGCAACGCAAAAACCACCAGCUUUACGUGACGUGGAGGUGUCUCUAUCUGCCCACGACUCCCGGUUCAUUAAUGAAGGCAACAAAAAGAACUUGCAUAGGCACUUUAUGAGUUACAUUUGUCAGUAAUUGUAGGUAAAAGAGGCGAGUUCUUCUUAUCUAAUGCUAUUAUGCAAUAACGUUUAAAUUGUUUGCACUAUCAUCAGUUAUGUUAUGGUCUCCCAGUUUAAAGCAGAGGAAAGGACCAGGUAACAUUGAGGUAGAGAGGGAGGACACUGAAUUGAAAAACAACUCAGUAAUCAUAUUACGACUUGCAUUUUGGAUUAAUUCGAAAUACUAGCAAACAUAUGCUGCAGUCUUCUCUGAUGAAAACCAAUUCAGCUAAUAGUAAUGAAUUAUUUUAACGUAUUUGAAUUAUUAUGAUUAAUUAAAAGGCAGCAUACUGCGUAACUUAAGGCAAUGUUAUCUUAAAUCCCAUUAUGGCAGCAAUGUGUCAGUAUGGCAGUGUUCAGUAUGUUCUACACUCUGGUAAAACUCCUUUUAGCACACACCCUGUGUAGUUAUUUGUGCUUUGUCCACAGUGACUGAAGAGUCAUUUAUUGUCAGUCCCUUUUGUGAGUAUUGGAAAACAAAUCAGUCAUGUUAGUUUUUGUUCAUUAGCACAAUAUUUGAAACAAACAGCAUAAUUCAUCCAUCAUGAGGAUUCAGUCUUUCUAAGCAUCACAGUCACAUUAUGGCAUACAGAGGCCAAAAUAACCGGUUCGCAUUGUCUCACAAAGUAAACACCUUGUACAACAGAGUCAGCGACACCAUGGCUUGAAGGAUCCGUUUGGCCACAGUUUUCAAGUUGCUGUCAUGGGAGUAUAUUUCAAGGGAAUGCUUCAUGCAACUAUUUGUCUUCAUCCCUUUACCAAAUGACACUGCAUCCCUUUAUAAAAAUGCUGGCGGAAAUGUACAGCAUGGAAGGGAACAUGAACUUGGUGGACUUCAUGCACAGCGAAUUCUCAUCCUUUUGGAGUGCAGGAUGACCACUGAGCAUGUGCAGUGCUUGCGGAAGCCAGUGUUGUGAGUCUUGCCUAUGAGAGACUUUUCCGUCAGCCUAUGGACUCCUACAGAGGGGAACGGCCAUGGCUGCCAGUCAGCGGAUGGCAAGUGGACGGGACAGUCCCGCCGACGCAGGUGUCACUGAAGAUCCUGCUGGACAUCAGAUAGAGAGUGGACACUGCAGCCUCUUCGACGAGCAGUAAGACAGGAAAGUCCAUCAUCAAGCCAGGUGUCAAACUGCUUAAGACCCGCCCCAAUAAAUGCCUUAAAGACACAGUACACUAAAUCUUUAUGUAGAGGAACCUGCAGCAGGAGACUUCUUAAAAAAGCUUGACAUGUUUUCUUUUUCCUCUUUAUGAGUGAAUCAGUGUCUUGCAAGAACAGAUGUGAAUAUUUUCUUAUAAUAGAGAAAUAUUUGUUUGGGUGUAAUAUUGCCACUUGUUUUUUUGUGGUAGGCCUGGUGAAAGCUGUUAAAUAUAAGUGAAGGGAAAGUCUACUGUAUGUCUGUCUGUGGCAGCCUCUUCCAUCUAGUUUUAUCUCUUUUCAUUUCUUAAACCAAAAGACUGCCAGCUGGAAUGGAGAAGUUCAGCGGCAGUGCUAAAUGAUGUCAGUUUUGACGGGUCACACAUCUAAAGUAUGAAUGCAGGGUCAAAUCACAUUCCCCUCAGCACCUUCAAGAACAAUCCGCUUUUAGAUUAGAAGAGCUGUUUUUCAUCGUAACCCUAAAUGUAUUUUAAGGGAUGGUUCACCCCAAAAUUCAGAAAAUAUGCUCAUCGUGUUAUUCCAAACCCAUAUGACUUUCCUUUUUCUGACAAACAGAUUAGUGUUUUUUGUCCAUACAGUGCGAGUCUAUACGUUUGCAUGGACCUAAAUGAUCAGUUUCAAAUUAAAUUUGUAUCAAAUGGCAAGGUAUGGUGUAAACUUGAAAUAAAUCAAUGAACAGGACAAAAAUAAGCACGUAAAUGUUUGAAUCCAACCAUUUUCUCAGCUGGAUUCAAAAAUACCAUGUGAACAAACUAAUGCUUACAUUAAUGUUUUACAUCUUACGAUCAUGCAUAUGUUAAAGUGUCUUCCAGGUCUUACAUAUAUGUCCGCUUUUUCAAUAUUUGAAUUGGAUUGCAACAUUUAGGGUUCAUUUUAGAAUCGGACUGAAACUAUUUCAAUUGCUUCACAGAAUAAAAGUAAGUCAUUCAGGUUUGGAUCAACAUGAGGCUGACUCAAUGAUAGAACUUCCCUUUUUAUGUAAACAGUCCCUUGAUCACCCAGAGGCGUAACGCAUCAGUAAUAGUCUUUGGACUAAUAGACCUAUGUUUGGUGGCCUUGAUGGUCUCUAAGGUGCAGAUAAAUUAUGAAAGUUGGUAUGCGGGUGCCAUCAGGUUUGGUGGACAGCUGGUUAUUCAUUUGAGUUGGUGCAUUACUGGACUGAUGCCCAGCACUCAGAUGGUGAGCUGAGUCUGCUUCUCUCUGCCCGCAUCUACUUUAAAUAUCAGAGUUGGGAUUAUAAAUAUUAGCUAUCAGUUAAUCGCAACAGAAAUAACACUACUUUGCUGUUGUGAACUGGGAAUUUUGGUAUUGCAGUUCAAUUCGCCCCUUUUGCAAUACCCUCUAUAAAUAGUGCCCUCAAACAGAAGACUGCAAAUUACAGUGCCACACACCAACAGCAUGACAAUAAAGCCACAUAUAAACAGAUCUUCAUAUUCCCAGUUAACUAAGACUCUCUCUGUUUGGAGACACAGCAACAGAAAGAGUCGACUGCCCCGCAAUCCUCCGUCUCUCUUUCUUUUCAUUUGUCUUUUGCUUUCCCUCCCUUGCCUAUCUGACAUGCAUCCAAGCAUGCAGACUUAUGCACACAGUUGUCUUCUCUUUCUCUGUCCGUUUCUGUCUGUCUGUCUGUCUGUCCUGUUGGAAGUACUCCGAGUAGACAGCGUGUGGGAAUUUUAGGAUAAACGUGUUCUGAUCUUAUAGAAUAUAAACACAAACAGUCUCUAGAAUUGACCAGCUGCUUCGUUGUCAUGGAAAUCCAUUCAAGUAAUCUGUAUGCAAAGUUCUAUGGAAGUGUACUAUCUAUUUUUUUAAAUCUAGCCUUGAAUAUUAUAUAACCAAAGUUGAACCCUGAAAAUCUAUGUUCUAUGUUCGGACCUCUUUUUAUUUCUUGAAGAGAUUUAGACCUAGUGAAAAUAGAUGCACAUGAAACACGACGUAUGUACAUAAGCAGAUCUCUAUUUUAUUGUGUCCUCAAGGUCACACGUCAUUUUAGGCAGAUCUACUUUUUGACUGUUAGCCUUAUUGAGUCCCGGGCCCUUGUUUUUCUCUCGUUCUCUUAAUUCCUAAUGGUUCUGUGCACCUUGUGGAAGCCGCUCCUGCUGGUUGCAGACUCUCUCUCCUCAGCUUUCUCUUUUUUAAGCGUGUGUUAGUUCGUUGACUGGACUCUCUAGCAGGGGACCACUUGCUGAGUGCUUUUCAUUAACUGAAGCCGAGAUCAUCAGGUGGAUCAGCGCCAUGAAGCAACUAAACGUGGAGCAUUGCGUCACGUCACAUGUGACUUUGAUAUGUAAAUACGUGUUAGUGCUAUUAUGAUGUCACCACGACAUGUCGCGCUGUGCUUGUUACAUUGGGAACAAAAGAAUUCCUUAACAUCCACAAUGCGAUGCGCAUGGCUCUUUCAUUACACACUGAGUCAACAGCCAAGAAUUACCAGCCAACCAUGAGGAGACUUUGUUACCAUGGAGAUGCUCUGCCAGUGCUGACUGGUCAGCUGGCUUUGGAGGAAAGGAAGCUUUACCCUGUGAAAAAAAUUACCUGCUAAACAACAUAGACCAUAUCAGCACAUCCUCUCAUUGAUUCGAUCAAUUAUUUUGUUCAUAUUCAACUUGCUGUGAUUAAACAGUGGCUUAUGAGGACUGAAUUACACAGGAAUAUGCAAUGCAAUGGAGAGAAAUCUAAAAGCUCACUUAUUAUAUGCACACAUAAUAUUAUCUGAAUUCUGUUUGACUGUUAGGGAUGCACUGAGAAUAAUAAUAAUAAAAAAUGAUUGUCAUGGCUUAUAGAAAAUUAAUGGCUAUUUUCUCUUUAUAAUUUUUUUACAUUUAAAAACUAAAAUCAAAUGUUUUUGAGGUGUUACAAGUGAAUUUAGGCCUCACAAAAUUGUAACAUAGAAAAUAUUAAUUUUAAGAUUUGCUAAAAGUGUUAUUGGAUUAGUGUUUUUAAAAACUUCAAGUGAGCUUUAGAUGAUGGCUAGGAGUAAAUAAAUGUAAAAAUGGUGGAAACAAGCAUGCACAGAUAUAUAUUCAUUAUCGGCCGAUAUUGAUCCAAUACAGGGGUGUCCAAUCCUGGUCCUGGAGGGCCAACGUCCUGCAGAAUUAAGCUCUAGUUUGUUCCAGCAUACCUACUUGGAAGAUACUAUAAUGCUGAAAAUCUUAAUUACUUUGGUUCAGGCAUGAUUAAUUUGGGUUGGAACUCAACUGAAGGACAGUGGCCUUCCAAGAGUGGGAUUCGACAUCCCAAUCCAGUUUCUAAAUUAAAAGAUCUCUGUAAUAUUUACUCAUAUAUUGUGCAUCCCUAUUUGAUGGCAAAACAGCCAGAAUCCUGCUACUGUGUGAGAGAUGCUGAGACAAAAUGAAGAGAAUCCUUAGAAAUGCAACUUGAAAUAUAGCAAUCAUAGAAUACCUGAGACCUUAGCACACUAAUGUGAUAUUUGAUGUACCGUAUGAACAAUAAUAAUAGAUAAAAAAAUAUUGUGGCUUUCAUUACAGCAUGGGAUAUAUUGUACUUUGUGUACAAGUGACUGUCUGCUCAUUGUUAAUGAAUUUCAGUGAGCUCACAUACGUUCUUCAGAAUCAUUUGCCAUUUUUUUUCACUUUUGUAAAGUGUCGUAAUGGACAGAGUUACCUGUGUAACGCUUGGCUGCUCACCCUUGUCUCCACACAGUAACAAAACAGCAGGAGAACAUGGCUGACUGGAAGAGAUCUCUUUCAAUUACCAGAUCACCUUACUUCUAGUGUCCGUCCUACAGCAAUGUAUGCAGCUACAGGUCACUAACACAAAAACAGGCAAUCGCACAUCAGAAAUAUGAAUCUAAUAUCAGAUCUUUUUGGUAAUCACAGGUGGACCUCUGUGUAUUUCCGCUUUGAUGAGAGGUGUGUUGGUGUGUGUUGGGUCAGCUUUUGUGCCUCCUAACAAGCAUGCAGAGGGAGAUGCGCUCGGUGAGUCUGUGUUCUUACGCUGAACAAACAAUCCAGACGACAGCAAAGUGUAUAGAAUUACCCCCUCAAAGAAGUAAAUAAAUAACCAGAUGUUCCUCUAUUCAUGUGAGUUUUGGAUAGACUUGCCCUUUCUUUCUGCAUGAUGCUUUGGUUUCGAAAACUUGCAUCCUGAUUGAUGAUGUAUUUGUGUUAUUUAUUUAUUACUGUUUUUUUUUUUUUUUGUAUAUUGGAGACCCUGUAUCGUUUCUUUCUUUCUUUCUGUUUCUUUUUUCGGGGGUUAAUUCAUCAAUCUUCUGGAUUUUUCUACAUGCAUAUCAUUUUGUAGGCAGCAAUAUGAGAUGUGAUGGAAAUGAAAUUAUGUGCAAUGUUGAAAAUUAAAAACAAAACAUAAUAUAUUAAAUAAAAACAAAGAAGGCCAUUUUUUUAUCUU